Mauremys mutica (yellowpond turtle) is the source of this 2705-nucleotide messenger RNA. RefSeq names its product cell adhesion molecule 4-like. The coding region runs from base 346 to 1416 and encodes 356 amino acids. The transcript is spliced from 9 exons. Gene Ontology annotation, molecular function: vascular endothelial growth factor receptor 2 binding. NCBI's taxonomy places the organism in Eukaryota, Metazoa, Chordata, Testudines, Geoemydidae. The record is from RefSeq and is a predicted model, not a curated record. Gene Ontology annotation, biological process: regulation of wound healing; regulation of Rac protein signal transduction; negative regulation of peptidyl-tyrosine phosphorylation. Gene Ontology annotation, cellular component: cell-cell contact zone.
UCCCGACUCCAGGACCCCCCGGCCUCCUGACUCCCUCAUUGGCCUGCCUGCCCUAUCAAUCAGGCUGACCUGGAGUGCUGGCCUCUCCCCAUUGGCCCUGGCGCCUGUCAGUCUGGGUCCCAUCAGCCCGUCCCCUUUCUGUUGGUACCGGGAGCCAGCAACCAAACCCCACGGAGUGUCCCUGAGGGGCCAACGGUCCCCAGGGCGACUGGUUUUCAUCCGUGUUGUACAGCUAAAUUCCAAUGACUGGAAGUUAGCUAAUGUAACGCCAAUAUUUAAAAAGGGCUCUAGGGGUGAUCCCGGCAAUUACAGACCACCCUGGCGCAGGAGGUGCAGACGGAGAACAUGACAGUGGUGGAGGGUGGCGUGGCCGAGAUCAACUGCCGGCUGCACCGAUACGACGGCUCCAUCGUAGUGAUCCAGAACCCGGCCCGGCAGACGCUCUUCUUCAACGGCACGCGGGCGCUGAAGGACGAGCGGUUCCAGCUGGUGGAGUUCACCCAGAGGCAGGUGCGAAUCCUGCUCUCCGACGUCCGGCUGGAGGACGAGGGCGGCUACUUCUGCCAGCUCUACACCGACGACACGCACCACCAGAUCGCCUCGCUCACCGUGCUGGUGGCCCCCGAGAACCCGACGGUGGAGGUGAAGGAGCAGGCGGUGGAGGGCGGGGAGGUUGAGCUGACGUGCGUCGUGCCCCGGUCGCGCCCCGCGGCCACCCUGCGCUGGUACCGGGACCGGCGGGAGCUGCGAGGGCUCAGCAGCCGGGAGCAGCUGGGGAAGGUUUUCCGGGUCAGCACAUCGGUGCGGCUGCGGGUCGAGCGCCGGGACCACGGCACCAUCGUGACGUGUGAGGCCACGCACCCCGCCCUGCGCGGGCAGCGGAAGCAGACGCAGUACGUGCUAGACGUGCAGUACUCGCCCACGGCGCGGAUCCAGCCCAGCCAGGCCGUGCUGCGGGAGGGUGACACCCUGCUCCUCACCUGCGUCGUCAACGGCAACCCGCUCCCCACGGAGAUCACGUGGAGCCGGGCGAACGACUCGCUGCCCGAGCGGGCGCAGAUGGAGGGCGCGGAGCUGACGCUGCCGGCGCUGAGCCCGGGCGACAACGGCACCUACGCCUGCCACGCGGCCAACAAACACGGGCGCGCCUCCGACCAGUAUGUGCUGGUGGUGUACGACCCCGGGGCCAUUGUGGAGGCCCAGACCUCGGUGCCCUACGCCAUCGUGGGCGGCAUCCUCGCCCUGCUGGUCUUCAGCGUCAUCUGCGUCCUGAUCGGCAUGGUGUGGUGCUCCAUCCGGCAGAAAGGCUCGUACCUGACGCACGAGGCCAGCGGGCUGGACGAGCACGGCGAGGCGCGGGAGGCGUUUCUCAACGGCGGGGACGGCCACAAGCGCAAGGAGGAAUUCUUCAUCUGAGCCGGGGGCGGAGCCAGGGGCGGAGCCAGGGGAGAGUUUGGACCAGCCCAUCGAGCAGCGGCCGAACCACAGGAUUGGGGGGGGGGGGGGGGUUGGUUUAAUUUUUGAAACCAAGGCCUAUGUGCCAGCAGCCUGGGGUUCAAGCCCCGCCCCUGGGCUGAGGCCCCGCCUCCUACAAGAAGCCCCACCCCUGUGUAGUAAGACCACGCCCCUGGGCUGAGGCCCCGCCCACCCAUGAAAGUCCCCCCUCCAGGGUCCCCAGGUGGUGCCCUUUGCCCAGGCAGAGGAGGGGGUCGGGGGGGUGAAGCAGGGGAUUCAGGCCUCACCACCAUACAAUUGGGGGGACCACGCCCCUCUGAUGGGGGUGGGGCUCCAGGGAGGUGGGGUGGAGACCGUGGGGUGCUUUUGUAAACAGCUUAACUGGGCCGUGACUGGAUGGGGGAUGGGCCUGCUGGGGCCCGGACUCCUGGGUUCUCUCCCCGGCUCCGGGAGGGUGAUGGGAGUUAAUGGGGUGGAGGGUGGUGGCGGGGAGCCAGGACUCCUGGGUUCCAUCCAGGGCUCCCGAAUUCCUGCUGUGGGCCUUAAAAGCAGGUUGGACUCUUUAAAGCCAUGAUUGUUGGGGGGGGCGGGGUAUCUCUGUCCAUCAGUGUCUGUCCGUCCUCGUCAUGUGACGUCCUCACCAAGCACAAGAGCCUGAGACGGGGCGGGGGGGGGGGCGGAGGAGCUGGGGGGGCCGGGGCGUCUUCCCCCACCCCCCAGAACUCCCCUGCCUGGGGGCUCUCGCGGGCCCAGAGGGGGUGAAUGGGGCAAAUCCAGAUUUCACCCUCCUGCCCCCUCAAUGCACCAGCCCCUCAGAUUCCCCCAGCACUGGGGGUGCUGUGGGGGUGGGGCUCGCUCGCCCCCCGUAGUCAGUGCCACCCCCCAACCCUGGGCAUUAGAGAAGCCAGACCCUGAACUCCCUCCCCCCCCCCCGUUAAACUGGGAAAGAGCUUCCCCAUCACGGCCUGCUGGAGAGCGGGGACCCCCUCCCCCUCCCUGCACCCCAUAACCCGCCCCGCCCCAGACGGGCCGUGUCCUGCACCGGGCAAGGGGUCCCCCCAUAACCCGCCGCACCCCAGAUGGGCCGUGUCCUGCACCAGGCAAGGGGUCCCCCCAUAACCCGCCCCACCCCAGAGAGGCCGCAUCUCCAGUGUGGGCAUCUCCUCCCUGAUCCCCUCUGACCCCCCCAGUUCCUUGACUGCCCCCCCGGCCCGCCCUUUGUCCAGAAGACCCCCCCCCCCCCGUGGGUC